AUGGCUUCCAAGACAAAGACAGACAUCACCCUCUACACCGUUGGUACACCCAAUGGCAUCAAGGCUUCCAUCCUGCUUGAGGAGCUUGGCCUUGAUUAUAAGGUGUACCCCAUCAAGAUGAGCGAGAACGAGCAGAAGGAACCUUGGUUUCUCGAGAUUAACCCCAAUGGUCGCAUCCCCGCCAUGACCGAUACCCUCAACGGUGAAAAGAUUCGCGUUUUUGAGUCGGGCGCCAUUCUGCAGUAUCUUGUUGAUCGCUAUGAUAAGGAUCACAAGGUUUCUUAUCCUUAUGGAUCUCGUGAGCACUGGGAGACCACAAGCUGGCUCAUGUGGCAGAUGGGUGGUCUGGGUCCCAUGCAAGGACAGGCAAACCACUUCAAGCGAUACGCUCCGGAAAAGAUUGAGUACGGCAUCAACCGCUACGUCAACGAGACACGCCGCCUGUACCGCACCCUUGACACGCACCUUGAAAAGUCGUCGUCAGGCUAUAUUGUCGGCGACAAGGUAACUAUCGCCGACAUUUCCUGCUGGGGCUGGGUCUCAAGUGCCAAAUGGGCUGGUGUAGACCUCUCCGAGUUCCCUCACCUUGAGAAGUGGCUUUACAAGCUCCUAGAGCGUCCUGGAUUUGAAGCUGGUCGCCAUGUGCCUACGCCUCACACUGCGUUUGAGACCAACAAGUUGACCGAGGAGGAGAUUGAGGCCAAGGCUGCUGCUUCGAAAGCUUGGAUCCAGGCUGGCAUGAAGGACGAUGCGAAGAAAUAA
Fusarium vanettenii 77-13-4 is the source of this 762-nucleotide messenger RNA. RefSeq lists its product as uncharacterized. The transcript has 4 exons. The record is from RefSeq and is a predicted model, not a curated record. The coding region runs from base 1 to 762 and encodes 253 amino acids. NCBI's taxonomy places the organism in Eukaryota, Fungi, Ascomycota, Sordariomycetes, Hypocreales, Nectriaceae.